This is a messenger RNA of Penicillium atrosanguineum, 6420 nucleotides long. RefSeq names its product polyketide synthase alb1 (gene pksP). Gene Ontology annotation, molecular function: phosphopantetheine binding; 3-oxoacyl-[acyl-carrier-protein] synthase activity; fatty acid synthase activity. Gene Ontology annotation, biological process: fatty acid biosynthetic process. Lineage: Eukaryota; Fungi; Ascomycota; Eurotiomycetes; Eurotiales; Aspergillaceae. Bases 1 to 6420 code for a protein of 2139 amino acids. The record is from RefSeq and is a predicted model, not a curated record. The transcript has 3 exons.
AUGGAAAGCCUCGGUCGUGUGUAUCUCUUCGGAGAUCAGACUGCCGACUUUGAUUCGGGUCUUCGACGCCUGCUUCAUGCCAAGAAUGAUUCCCUGCUGAAGGCCUUCUUCCAGAAGUGCUAUCAUGCUUUGCGCACCGAAAUCAGUCGACUGUCACCUUCGCAGCGACAGAUGUUCCCUCGUUUCACCAGCAUUAUUGACCUUCUGGCAAGAUAUCGACAGCACGGGCAGAAUCCAUCUUUGGAGAGUGCGUUGACAACUAUUUAUCAGCUUGGAAGUUUUAUCCACUACUAUGGUGACCUUGGCCACACUUAUCCUGUUGGAUCUGACAGCUGCAUCAUUGGUCUCUGCACCGGCCAGCUUGCUUCCGCAGCUGUAAGCUCCUCGCGAACUGUGGGAGAGCUUAUCCCAGUUGGUGUUCAGACUGUUGUUCUGGCUCUUAGACUUGGCGCAUCUGUCAUCAAGGUGCGGGACCUUGUGGAAUCAAAGGGACCGUCACCAAGCUGGUCUGUUUUGGUCUCCGGAAUCCGAGAGCCAGAGGCUCAGAAAGUGAUUGAAGCCUUCGCCCAGACUAAAGCCCUGCCGCGUGUGUCCCGGCCAUAUAUCAGUGCCAUAAGCCAAAAUGGUGUUACUAUUAGUGGCCCACCUUCCAUCCUUGGAACUUUCAUCGAUGAAUGCCUCUCGAAGGAGCAGAAGCCCAUCCGAGUCCCAAUUCAUGGUCCUUAUCAUGCCGAUCAUCUGUAUGAUUCGAGAGAUAUUAACCGAAUCAUGGAAUCCUGGCCCAAAGAAGAGUUCGAGAACUACGUUCCCCAAAUUCCGAUCUUGUCAGGCGAGACAGGCAAGGCAAUGGAGGCCCAAAGUAUGGAGGCUCUUUUGAAAGUGUCGCUCGAGGAGAUUCUGCUGCGCCAGCUUUGUUGGGACAAAAUUGUCGACUCAUGCUCCUCAGCCCUGAAGUCAGCAGGCUCUAAAUGCACCCUGCUUCCUAUCGCCAGCACCGCAACACAAAGUCUGUAUACGUCAUUAAAGAAGGCUGGAAUCUCACAACUUGAGGUUGAUGGGUCUAUUGGCGAGGUCAAGAAGGAUGCAGAAGGUGACAACCGUACUGGCCGCUCCGAGCAAUCCAAGAUUGCCAUUAUCGGUCUCUCAGGACGAUUCCCCGAAGCUCCUGACACUGAAGCAUUCUGGGAUGUCCUGUACAAGGGGCUCGAUGUUCACCGUGAGGUGCCUCCGGAGCGCUGGGAUGUUAAAGCACACGUCGACAUGGACGGAAAGAAGAGAAACACCAGUCAAGUCCAAUAUGGCUGCUGGAUCAAGGAGCCUGGUCUGUUCGAUCCUCGAUUCUUCAACAUGUCACCUCGCGAGGCUCUGCAGGCGGAUCCUGCUCAGCGUCUUGCCCUCCUCACUGCCUACGAGGCUUUCGAGAUGGCCGGCUUCAUUCCCGAUAGCACUCCAUCCACGCAGAAGAACCGAGUCGGGGUGUUCUAUGGAAUGACCAGUGAUGACUACCGCGAGAUCAACAGCGGCCAGGACAUUGACACUUAUUUCAUCCCUGGUGGCAACCGUGCUUUCACUCCCGGUCGUAUCAACUACUACUUCAAGUUCAGCGGACCAAGUGUCAGCGUCGAUACGGCUUGCUCGUCCAGUCUGGCUGCCAUUCAUGUUGCAUGCAACUCCCUUUGGAAGAACGAUUGCGAUUCUGCCGUGGCAGGUGGUGUCAAUAUCCUGACCAACCCGGACAACCACGCUGGUCUUGAUCGUGGUCACUUCCUCUCCCGGACUGGAAACUGCAACACUUUUGAUGAUGGUGCCGAUGGUUACUGCCGGGCUGAUGGUAUUGGGUCUGUGGUUCUCAAGAGACUUGAGGACGCCUACGCGGAUAAUGACCCCAUAUACGGUGUCAUUGGCGGCGCUUAUACCAACCACUCGGCGGAGGCUGUCUCCAUUACCCGUCCCCUUGCCGGCGCUCAGUCUUUCAUUUUCGACAAGCUGCUUAAUGAGGCUGACAUCGACCCCAAGGAGGUCAGCUACAUUGAGAUGCACGGAACUGGAACCCAAGCCGGCGAUGCAGUGGAGAUGGAAUCGGUGUUGGAGGUCUUUGCUCCUGAUUAUCGCCGUGGUCCAGCUCAGUCACUUCAUCUCGGCUCGGCUAAGUCCAACAUUGGCCACGGAGAAUCAGCUUCUGGUGUCUCGGCCCUGAUCAAGGUGCUCGUCAUGAUGCAGAAGAACAUGAUCCCGCCCCAUUGCGGAAUUAAGAACAAGAUCAAUCAUAACUUCCCCACUGACAUGGCGCAACGAAACGUGCACAUUGCCAUGGAGCCCAUUCCCUGGAACCGCCCCGAGGGUGGCAAACGCAAAUCUUUCGUCAAUAACUUCUCAGCAGCUGGUGGAAACACUGCGCUGUUGAUUGAGGAUAGCCCUCUGCGCGAGCACAGCGGAAAAGACCCCCGUUCUGUGCAUGUCGUUACCGUCUCCGCCAGAUCCCAGUCUGCGCUUAAGAACAACGUUGCCGCACUGAUCCAAUAUAUUGAUACGAACAAGAAUAUGUUCAAUGUCAAGGAGGAGAGUCUUCUUGCUAGCCUUUCUUACACCACCACCGCGCGCCGUAUUCACCACCCAUUCCGAGCUACCGCAACUGGCUCGACGCUGGAUGAAAUCCGCAAUGGCUUGGACUCUAGCGUCAACCGUGAGAGCAUCACUCCAGUUUCCGCCACCGCUCCCGGUGUUGGAUUUGUCUUCACUGGACAAGGUGCUCAAUACACUGCCAUGGGAGGUCAAUUGUAUGAGAACAACUCUCAAUUCCGGACUCACAUCGAGCACCUCGAUUGCAUUGCUCAAAGCCAAGGCUUCCCGUCAAUCAUUCCUCUGAUCGAUGGUAGUGUCCCGAUCGAGGAGCUGAGCCCUAUUGUCACCCAGUUGGGAACCACCUGUAUCCAGAUGGCUCUGGCAAAGUUCUGGAUCUCCCUCGGAGUUGUUCCUACCUUUGUUCUCGGUCACAGCUUAGGCGAGUACGCUGCUCUGAAUGCUGCUGGCAUUUUGACGACCAGUGACACCAUCUACCUAACCGGUCGCCGGGCUCAGCUACUCACCGAGCAGUGCCAUGUUGGAACCCACGCUAUGCUGGCUGUCAAGUCCUCUGUCGCCCAAGUGAAGCAAUACCUGAACCAGGACGCCGCCGAGGUAGCAUGCAUUAAUGCUCCCAGCGAGACUGUCAUUAGUGGAGCCAUUAGCGAGAUUGAGAAGCUUGCUGAUACGCUCGCCAACGAAGGUUUUAAAGCUACCAAGCUGAAGGUGCCUUUCGCAUUCCACUCUGCCCAGGUUGAGCCUAUUCUGGAGAGCCUCAAUGAUGUCGCCAAGGGUGUCACUUUCCACGAGCCCUCUAUUCCCUUCGUCUCUUCUCUGCUUGGAGAUGUGAUCAAGGAGGCCAACCCUGAGGUCCUUGCUCCUAGCUAUUUGACUCGUCAUUGCCGGGAGACUGUCAACUUCCUCGCUGCUCUGGAAGCCACCCGCCACGCCAAGCUGAUGAACGACAAGACCGUCUGGGUUGAGAUUGGCUCUCACCCCGUGUGCUCUGGUAUGGUCAAGUCGACCUUCGGUCCUCAGGCUACAACUGUGGCAUCUCUGCGUCGCCAGGAGGAUACCUGGAAGGUACUGUCUAACAGCCUUUCGGCUCUCUACCAUGCUGGUAUCGAUCUUCGCUGGAAAGAGUAUCAUCAGGACUGGAGCUACGUGCAUGAGGUACUCUAUCUUCCCGCCUACAAAUGGGAUCUCAAGAACUACUGGAUCCCUUACACCAACAAUUUCUGCUUGCUGAAGGGUGCUCCGGCAGCUCCUGCUACAGAAGCAGCACCUGUCACUCCCUACUUGACAUGUGCUGCACAGAAGGUUCUUGAGACUAGCGGUGAUGAUAAGACGGCGACCGUGGUCGUUGAGAAUGACAUUGCCGACCCUGAUUUGAAUCGUGUCAUCCAAGGCCACAAGGUCAAUGGCGCCGCUCUUUGUCCAUCGUCUCUGUACGCCGACAUCGCUCAGACGCUUGGCGAAUAUCUGGUGAAGACCUACAAGCCUGACUGGGAGGGACGAGGCUUCGACGUCUGCAACAUGGUUGUGCCCAAGCCCAUGAUUGCAAAGGGCGGCAAGCAGCUGUUCCGAGUAUCGGCCACUGCUAACUGGGCUGAUGAACACGCUCUGAUUCAGGUCUGGUCUGUAACACCCGAAGGCAAGAAGAUCAUCGAUCAUGCUCAUUGCCAUGUCAAGUUCUUUGACACUAGUGUUGCCGAGGCGGAAUGGAAGCGCAACACUUAUCUCAUCAAGAGAAGUAUUGAGCACCUCCAGGAGAGCACCGAAUCUGGUGAGGCCCACCGCAUGAAGCGCGGAAUGGUCUACAAGCUGUUUGCUUCCCUAGUCGACUACGACGAGAACUACAAGUCUAUCCAAGAAGUAAUUCUGGACAGCGAACAGCACGAGGCUACCGCUUUGGUCAAGUUCCAGGCUCCCCCCGGAAAUUUCCACCGCAACCCCUUCUGGAUCGACAGCAUUGGUCAUUUGUCUGGCUUCAUUAUGAAUGCCAGCGAUGCCACUGACUCUAAGAACCAGGUGUUUGUAAACCAUGGGUGGGAUUUCAUGCGCUGCUUGAAAAAGUUCGACCCCAAGGUCACCUACCGUACCUACGUUCGCAUGCAGCCAUGGCAAAACUCGAUUUGGGCAGGUGAUGUGUGGAUGUUCGAAGGCGAAGAUGUUGUUGCUGUUUAUGGUGGCGUCAAAUUCCAGGCUUUGGCUCGGAAAAUUCUCGACACUGUUCUCCCUCCAGCUGGAGCUGCUCCUGCUGCUGCUAAGGCUAGACCUGCACCCAUCAACGUUCAGAAGGCGAAGGCUGCUCCCAAGAAGACAGCCAACCGCGCUGCACCUUCUCCCAAGUCUGCUGGCCCAGGUAUUAUCACCAAGGCUCUUAACAUCUUGGCCGAGGAAGUUGGUCUUUCCACAUCUGAAUUGACCGACGACCUCAACUUUGCGGACUAUGGCGUUGAUUCUCUCCUUUCCUUGACUGUGACUGGUCGCUACCGCGAGGAGAUGGGUCUUGACCUCGAAUCCUCGAUCUUUGUGGAUCAACCCACUAUCAAAGACUUCAAGCAGCUUCUGACCCAGAUGAACCCUGCUGAAAGCAGCAGCGACGGAUCUGGUAGCGAACCUGACCUCUCUUCUGCUGCUUCAUCCACAGACAUCUCUUCUCCCAACUCGAGUGGACUUCCUACUCCCGCAAACGAGAAGAGCAUGACCUACGAGCAGAAUGACAGCAUGAAGCAGAUUUGUGAGAUUCUAGCUGAAGAGAUUGGAGUUGAGCCUAAUGAGCUCGAGGGAAACGAGAACCUGGCUGAAAUGGGCCUGGACUCUCUGAUGUCGCUCACUGUCCUCGGUAAGAUCCGUGAGACUUUGGACCUCGAUCUUUCCGGAGAGUUCUUCAUUGAGAACCAGACGGUCAAUGAAAUUGAGACCGCUCUUGACUUGAAGCCCAAAACCACUGUUCCUGAGCCUAUCAGUCUUCCUCAGGAGAUCCCAGCCCCAAUUCCCAAGGCUGUUCCAAACACCGCUAUUCAGCACCCGCCUGCAACAUCCAUUCUGCUGCAAGGUAACCCCAAGACAGCUACUCAAAAGCUGUUCUUGUUCCCCGAUGGCUCUGGGUCUGCCACAUCCUACGCCACAAUCCCUGGUCUCUCCCCCGAUGUCUGUGUAUACGGAUUGAACUGCCCGUACAUGCGCACUCCUGAGAACCUGAAGUACAGCUUGGACGAGAUGACUGCUCCAUAUGUUGCUGAGAUCCGCCGUCGCCAGCCUCACGGUCCUUACAACUUCGGCGGUUGGUCAGCUGGUGGCAUCUGCGCCUACGACGCAGCCCGCCAGCUUAUCUUCGAGGAAGGUGAGCGAGUUGAGCGUCUGCUCCUUCUCGACUCGCCCUUCCCGAUUGGCCUCGAGAAGCUUCCUCGCCGUCUCUACCGCUUCUUCGAUACAAUCGGUCUCUUCGGAGAGGGCAAGGCUCCCCCGCCUAAGUGGCUGCUCCCUCACUUCCUAGCCUUCAUCGACUCGCUUGAUGCCUACAAAGCGGUACCUUUCCCCUUCAACGAUAGCAAGCUGGCAGAGAAGAUCCCCAAGACCUUUAUGGUCUGGGCCAAGGACGGCGUCUGCAACAAGCCCACCGAUACUCGUCCAGAGCCCGCGGAAGAUGGAAGCCCUGAUCCCCGUGAAAUGCUCUGGCUUCUCAAUAACCGCACUGACCUCGGCCCCAAUAAGUGGGAUACCCUCGUUGGGCCCCACAAUGUGGGCGGCAUUACUAUCAUGGAAGGAGCUAAUCACUUCACCAUGACCCGUGGCGAGAAAGCCAAGGAAUUGGCCGCUUUCAUGGCGAACGCGAUGAAGACUGCUGCCUAA